CUUGUCACUCUGAGUUUUGCAUGCAGCCACAGUCCAGAAUGCAGAGCGACACAGAUAGUGGCUCCACUCAUUUAGCUCCAACCAAGGAACUUUACUGUGAGGGUUUUUCCAACUAUGGGAGUAUGAGAGUCAGCACAUCUACAGUAAAGUGCCUUUUUUGUACAUGUGUGAACAAAGUGGCUCAGAGUUGGUGAACCUGGAUUUAUUAGACUUUGGGCUGUGAGCAAAGGAUGAUGAGAGUGUCUGCAGGGCUCUGUGUGCUGACAUGUUUUAUUCUGACAGUAGAUUUAAGUUUGGGGCCAAACAAAGACAUGCAGUUCACAUUUCUAUUAUCUGCUGGAAGCACGGAGUGUUUUUACCAAACAAUGGCAAAGAACGAUAGCAUGGAAUUUGGAUACCAGGUGAUAGCUGGGUCAGGGCUGGAUGUUGGCUUUGCCCUCAUCUCCCCCAGUGGAUACCGGCUGGUAUCUGACUUCAGGAGGUCUGAUGGCAUUCACAUGGUGGAUUCGACAGAGGAUGGAGAGUAUCGGUUGUGUUUCGACAACAGUUUCAGUAAACUCUCAGAGAAGAUGGUGUUCUUUGAAGUGAACAUUAACAGUGAGAUCGGUUCAGACGGAGGCUUAAAUGAGUGGGAGAACGUGGCGAUAAAAGAGAGCAUGGUGGAAUACAAACUCGAGGACAUCAGGGCUCAGUUGGACUCCGUGUACCAGCACCUGGAGAGGAGUCGUCAGAUACUGGCUGUGCUGCGGGCCUUAGAGGCGAGGGACCGCUACCUGCUGGAGGACAACCUGUGGAGUGUGUCCUUCUGGUCCUGCCUCAGCCUGCUGGUCAUGCUCUUCGUUGCUGUCACUCAGAUCUACACCCUGAAACGCCUCUUUGAUGACACCAAGAGGGUGUGCACAUAGCCGCAAAAAAGCUGAGGCUCAGUCAGAACCUGCACACGAUCACACUGGAAAGUUUGACCCCAUGCCCUUAACUGACAUGAGCUGAAUUUAAAAGGAUGUUCACUGGUUACUUUUUUAAAAUCUUUGAUGUUCCAGUCAGAAGGAAAGACACUGUUAUGUGCAAACAGAAACACAUAGAUAGACCUACAUAAAAGAAAGAUUCAUGCACAGACACACAGAUAUUUGCUGUCAUUGGGGAGCUAGAAAACAAAUCACUAGAAUGUAGUUUUAUUACAUUUCAGACUACAAUUCACAUGGACAUUUAUGACUAUGUUUUACCAAAAACAAUGACCAAAACAAAAUAACUUUAGAAACCUCACCUACUAUGUGUAGCCUACAUUUAGUCAAGCUCAUAUAUAAGUUCAUUACUAUGAAAAAAACAAGUAUUCACACAUUCAAAAGAAGCAAUCUCCCUGAUCAGUUUCCCCAUCUGGAGGUAAAAUCUGUAAGUCAUAUCGAUGGCAAGUUAGCCUUGAGAAAAACAUGCCAUCAUUUGAAUGCAUUGCAGGGAUUUGGUUGCAAAUGCACUUUGCAAAAACAUACAUAAUGCAGUAUUUAUUGUGCAUUUCAUUCACUUCCACUACAUUACUCACUGUGUUGAAACUUUGUGGGCCUACUCAGCUUCACCGUCAUCAUUUCCUUUCAUAAAACAUUCAGUGGUCUUGCUCCACCACUUGAACUGCAUUUUACUUUGUCAUUACAAAUCAGACAUCAUACAGUAAUAGAGAAAUGGCUUUAUGACUUCAGGCACUGAAUCUGGUGAUUUUUUAAGUGUUCAUUUAUGUUGUAGGCUUAUGUCAAGUUACAAUUUAUGUUCAAAUAAAUAAUUGGCAGUCUUCUGGGCAAUGGCUUUAAAGCAGGAAACCAAAAAUAUCUGAUUGGAUUUGUGUUAUAUUAGAUUUUACACUCUUUAUCACCUCUACAGUUUAGAGCUAUUUUAGAAUGUUAUUUUCUUAAUAACUAUUAAUAAUAGUUUGUCUCCUGACAGUAUGAGAUUGUUUAUCUAGUCCCGUAACAGUUUUGUCUGAGCUUUUGCUUUUAAGUAAGCUGAAAAUGAGAAGCGUAGUUCUCCUGUUGUCCUGUUGUCAUGGCGGUCAAAUCAUUUCCACUUCAGGCCGGUCAAUGUCACCACUGGUUUCGACGGGGAGCCGGGCGCCUGUUCAGGAACAAUCAGCCAACAUUAAUCUCAUAACCUCGUGACAUGCACUGUGACAGGCAACACUGCAGGAUCCAGUCUCUGGAACAUCUAUGGCAUUUGUGAGGAGGCUCUGUUAGCAAGAGGGAUCAGAGAGAGAUCAUCCCCCCGAGUUAUCGGUAGACAUGAGCAGACACAUUAACCUGGAUUUCUUAAUUAAUGCUGGGGCCAAAGAAAAGGGCAUUAUUAAAAUGAAUGCUGACAUUUCGUGCUGGGUCACAUUUGGGAAUAUAAAGCAGGGACUGUAUUUAAAUAUGUUUGGAUGGCAUUUUUUUGUAUUCAUUUGAGGAAAUAUAUUCCCAUCCACUUGUUGGGAGUUUUAUCGUCUUAAAACACUGGAUUUAAGAACUGUUUUUCACAUUAAAAGGGGAUUUUCUUGUCAAAAACACA
This is a messenger RNA of Eleginops maclovinus (Patagonian blennie), 2529 nucleotides long. It is a transcript of the gene tmed1a, whose product is annotated as transmembrane p24 trafficking protein 1a. The transcript is spliced from 4 exons. The coding region runs from base 231 to 905 and encodes 224 amino acids. Lineage: Eukaryota; Metazoa; Chordata; Actinopteri; Perciformes; Eleginopidae. Gene Ontology annotation, cellular component: endoplasmic reticulum-Golgi intermediate compartment; COPII-coated ER to Golgi transport vesicle; endoplasmic reticulum. The record is from RefSeq and is a predicted model, not a curated record. Gene Ontology annotation, biological process: endoplasmic reticulum to Golgi vesicle-mediated transport; Golgi organization; intracellular protein transport.